Messenger RNA from Dermacentor silvarum, 1502 nucleotides. RefSeq names its product carboxypeptidase Q-like. Gene Ontology annotation, molecular function: metallodipeptidase activity. The transcript is spliced from 5 exons. Bases 11 to 1465 code for a protein of 484 amino acids. Lineage: Eukaryota; Metazoa; Arthropoda; Arachnida; Ixodida; Ixodidae. Gene Ontology annotation, biological process: peptide catabolic process; proteolysis. The record is from RefSeq and is a predicted model, not a curated record.
GGCAUUUAAGAUGCUGAGAAGCGGGAUCUCUACAGGAGCGUCAUGGUUCGUGGCUUUUCUGGCUGUUUCAAGCAUUUGCAAUGGAGCGUUUUCCAAAGAGGAUAUCAGGAAAUCAUGCCACGACCGAGAAGUUCUUUCCAGGAACAUUGCGGAUGAGGUUCGAGGAUAUGCCCCGGUCAUUAAUUCCAUCAUCAAUGAGGUUGUUCACGGUUCUGAGCGGAACAAGACCUACGAAGAGCUGGCGUUCUUCGUCGACACCUUUGGUACAAGAUUCACUGGUACACGUGCAUUAGAGAGAAGCAUAAACUACAUGGUGAAGUUGCUGAAGCGUCGUCGCCUUGAUAAUGUGCACACGGAGCCAGUGAAAGUGCCGCGUUGGGUUCGAGGAACUGAAGAGGCUUGGAUGAUGACACCGCGACUGAAGAAGCUGCCCAUUUUAGGACUCGGAUACAGCUCGGCCACGCCUCGUCGCGGUAUUACUGCACCAAUCUUAGUCGUCGACUCGUUCGAAGAACUACGGAAAAAUCGCCAAAAGGCAGUUGGCAAGAUUGUUGUCUUCAACCAGAAGUUCGUUUCCUACAGUGCGUCGGUGAAGUACAGAAAGCAAGGUCCAGCCGAGGCAGCGAACGCUGGUGCAGUCGCCGUCCUUGUACGCUCGGUGACGCCAUUUUCUAUAGCGUCUCCGCACACCGGGACCACGUUGUUCACCAAGAAAGGAAAUCGCGUACCAGCGGCAUGCAUUACUGUGGAAGACGCCGAGAUGUUGAAGCGGCUGCAGAACCGAGGAGUAACCGCCGUCGUCAAGCUCAUCAUGCGCAACAAGGAUCUACCUGCAGUUACUUCCAGAAAUACAGUAGCCGAAAUAAAAGGCAGAGAAAAACCUCGUGAGGUCGUCAUCGUCGGUGGCCACAUCGACUCCUGGGACGUUGGUCAAGGCGCCAUGGAUGACGGCGGAGGUGCGUUCAUAUCUUGGCGGGCGCUGGACGUGCUCCGUCAGCUUGGGUUGCGACCACGUCGCACUGUCCGCUCUGUCUUAUGGACAGCGGAAGAGAUGGAGUUAAUAGGUGCUGCGCAGUACUUCAAGGAUCAUGGGGACGAAAGGAAGGAGCGCGUAAACAUCGCCAUGGAGUCCGAUAUGGGCACGUUCAAGCCGAUGGGGCUCGCAUUUAGCGGACACAGUGAACAGGCAAAAUGUGUGAUUGCGGAAGUGCUCAGCCUUUUCAGCGACAUAAACGCUACCGAACUCAGGAUUGGGGCAGAUGCACCAGAUCUCGAGCAGUGGAUCUCGGCAGGUUUUCCGGUCGCGUCACUUACGACGGACAAUAGGAAAUACUUCUAUUUCCACCACACGGAUGGGGACACCAUGACUGUUCAAGACCCGAUUAUUCUAGACCUCUGCACCGCUCUGUGGGCCGGCGUUGCAUACGUUCUUGCAGAUCUGCAAGACAGUCUGCCUCGGAGAUAAAUAAAGACACGCAGGACUUCUAUUGCUUUGUGUCGUA